ACGUUUGUGUGGAAGACAACAUGGCGACGUGAUGCUUGAAAGUUCCGAUGAACUGUUUUACAAAAAUACGCGGUGUGUCCUUUUUUAUAACUUAAAGUAUGGACAUCCCUGAUGUGUCUCUGCAAUCAUGAUGCAAGGAUUCACAGAGAAAAGUGCCAAUGAUAGGACUGCAUUUUGGAGGAAGAAUGCAAAAACCGUUCCUGGAAGCAUCAAGCCUGUUUAUGGAGCUUCACAUCCACCCAGAAAAGACUCUGCACCCCUGACACCGAAGCGGGAAGUGCACAUGGGUCGGCACAAGAGGAACGCCUCGUCUAGCUCUUUCCAGGACUUCCAGGAAAGCACAGAUGAUGCCUGGGAUCUAGGGGACGACGAGUUUUGUGUGGUGUCGGCAGACGUGAAGAUUAUGUCUCGAGUGGUACAGUCGGCUGCGGACUCCGUCAUCACGAAUCACAGUAGGGCCCAGAACUGCACGGACAUUCCCGAUGGACUUCAUCCCUCAGCUGACCAGGACACGAGGGCUGCAGCCUUGCAGAGACUCGCUAUUCAGAAAGUUGAAUCAUCGCCCAUUAGCAGAGGAGCCCUGUUUGGGCCGACAAGCUGUGAGCAAAGCUUUGUACCGGGCAUGGCAGUACGACACCACAACAUGCCGGGAGGCAACAGACCCUUCUGCUCUCCACUGCACAGUAGCAGCCAACAGAAUAUGCAUGUGCUAUUGGACAAGUUCCAGACUAUCCUCAAGACAUCCAAGACAGAUCUUGAAGUGCUUCGUCCUUUAAGUUGGAAGGGGAUCCCACCUGAAGUCCGGCCAAUCACAUGGAGGCUUCUUGCGGGAUACCUACCAGCCAAUUCAGAGAGGCGAGCAGCUGUCCUGGAGAGGAAACGGGAAGAAUAUUUCAACUUUGUAAAGCAGUAUUACGACACUCGGAAUGACGAUGUGCAUCAGGAGACCUACAGACAGAUACAUAUCGACAUUCCCCGGAUGAGUCCUUUGGUGCCAUUAUUUCAGCAAGAAUCAGUGCAGAAGAUAUUUGAACGGAUCCUGUACAUAUGGGCCAUACGGCACCCAGCCAGCGGUUACGUGCAAGGAAUGAACGACCUUGUAACGCCUUUCUUCAUUGUGUUUCUUCAGGAGCAUGUGUCAAAAGAUCAAGAAGUAGAGACGUUUGAUGUCAGUCAACUGGAUCUGAGUGUGCUCCAGGACAUAGAGGCUGAUAGCUUUUGGUGCAUGAGCAAGCUGCUGGAUGGAAUUCAAGAUAACUACACCUUCGCCCAGCCUGGCAUCCAGAGCAAAGUGAACAUGCUCAAGGAACUCAUUCAGAGGAUAGACUCUCCAUUGCACGACCACCUGCAGAGGCACUGUGUGGAGUUCCUACAGUUCACCUUCCGCUGGAUGAACAACCUGCUGAUGCGCGAGCUGCCACUGCGUUGUACCAUCCGCCUUUGGGACACCUAUCUGGCUGAGCCCGAGGGUUUCUCUACGUUUCAUCUCUAUGUCUGUGCUGCCUUUCUCUGCCACUUUUCUGAAAGGCUUCUGCAAGAGAGGGACUUUCAGGGCCUCAUGCUGAUGCUUCAGAACCUGCCAACUAGCGACUGGGGCGACGAACAUGUGACACUGUUAGUGGCAGAGGCAUACCGGCUCAAGUACACGUUUGCAGACGCUCCCAACCACCUACAGAUACACAAGUGACUUCCCUUACCGGCACGUGGUGAAGAAUGUGCAUGUGUGCGCUGACCUCACUUUUGGACAAUUCUGGCAGCACAAUAAACGUGGGGUGGCACUCGAACCGGUUCGUCCCAGCACCCCUGCUGGGGAGGUGUUAAGUGUGUACUACAAUGUUGUUCAGUCAGAGUGGAGCGUUAGUAAUUUAAAUAUACUGCCGCAACAAGAUCUUACGAUAAAUUGGAAGAUACGAUCAUUUUGGGUACUAUGUUGUUCAGUUACGGCAUCGGUAAUAACAUUUCCACGUCGUGGGAGAGCGUUUCUUCGGGGCCCCUUUUGUUCAGCUUCGUAGGUCAUUCUGUAAGAUACUAGAAAGCCAAAGAAAAUACGGUCUCGAGCAUAUCCCCGCUGCCCGACAAAAUUGUACGUCGUAAAUUGGCUGGCAAACAUCCGUUAGUUCUGUGUAAGGCUGUGCGCAAAAUAUUUCCCGAUAAAUUGACCGAGCCGUGACAAUUUUUGCCGCGCGUACUCGUUAGCGUAAGGCCACUGAUGCUGUCAUUGGUGAUCUGCAGAUGUCACGGUGCCACUGUUGUGCUGCCCUCUUUAGGUAUCUCGGUGCAGUUGGUGUGAGAAGAAAUGUCGUUUCUCUGCCAGCAAACUUCCCUUGCUGUAUAUUUUUGUAUAUUAAGAGAAGUCCUAGGCCUCAGAGUGUGUGUGUGUGUGUGUGGAUUAAAAUAGGUGCCGUCUGUGAUUUAGAAAACAACAUGGACUGCUCAAGAAAUACAGUGCCUCAUUUUCUCUGCUGCCCACUGGGGACAAGACGACCAAUUGGAUUGGGGAAUCUGUUUCUUCUAGGUGUAAGCUUUAACGUAUAUGUAGUAAAAGCAAGUUUUUAAACUUUGCAGAGAUUUGUACGAGACUUUUAACAUCUUUGUGUAUACUUGUGGAUUACACUGAGUGGAUUGUGUGUAACUGUACAUACGGAUUUUAAUGAAGUUAUGGAGUACCACACUGAAGAUCUUCA
This is a messenger RNA of Ornithodoros turicata, 2684 nucleotides long. RefSeq names its product TBC1 domain family member 22B-like (gene Tbc1d22). Gene Ontology annotation, molecular function: GTPase activator activity. The record is from RefSeq and is a predicted model, not a curated record. The transcript is spliced from 12 exons. Lineage: Eukaryota; Metazoa; Arthropoda; Arachnida; Ixodida; Argasidae. The coding region runs from base 128 to 1687 and encodes 519 amino acids. Gene Ontology annotation, biological process: activation of GTPase activity.